GGACUGUGUGUCUCGCGGCGCAGCAAGGCGAGGAGUGCGAGAACCUGGAGCCAGGCCUAACGCGCGUCAUGGGGACCUCCAGAAACUACACCGAACUGAGUUACGUGUGGGAGAGCUGGAGGACGCGCGUCUCCAGGAAGAUCAGGCCCUUUUACCUGCAGUACAUGUCUCUGAUCAACAAGCACGCUCGCCUCAACAACUACACGGAUGCCGGCGAUCUGAUGAGGAAGAAGUACGAGACCGACACAUUCGAGCAAGACAUGCUGGCCCUUUACGAGGAGCUUGACCCCCUGUACCGCCUGGUCCACGCCUACGUCAGGAAGAAGCUGCGGCAGGUGUACGGCGACCAGGUGAUUCCACCGCGAGGGCCCUUGCCUGCCUGCGUCCUGGGGGAUAUGUGGGGCAGGUUCUGGACGAAUCUUUACCCCGAGUUGGUUCCAUAUCCAGAGCAGCCUGACAUUGACGUCACGCAGACCAUGCAGGACGGCGGCUACAACGUCACCCACAUGUUCAAGUUAGGGGAAGAAUUUUUCACUUCGAUGGGUCUGAAGCCGCUGCCGGAGACCUUCUGGAACCUAUCCAUGCUGGAGCGCCCCGAGGGUCGCAGCGUUCAGUGUCACGCCACCGCCUGGGAUUUCUACGAUUCUAAAGACUUCAGGAUCAGAAUGUGUUCAGAGGUCAACUUCGAGAACCUUGAGACAGUCCAUCACGAGCUCGGUCAUAUCCAGUACUUCAUGCAGUACGCCCACUUGCCUCUGACCUACAGAGACGGCGCCAACGACGGCUUCCACGAGGCUAUCGGGGAACUGAUGUCCAUGUCCAUGUCGACGCCAAAGCAUCUCGCGGAGAUCGGUCUGCUGCAGGAGGUCCCCGAGAGCAAGGAGCUGAGCAUCAAUUUCCUGAUGCGGACGGCGCUGAAGAGCGUCACCACGCUGCCCUUCCACCUCGUCAACGACCUCUGGCGGUGGAGGCUCUUCAGGGGCGAGUAUGACACGGACGAGGCGAACGAAGAGUUCUGGAAGCUUAAAGAGCAGUACCUGGGCGUGGUUGCGCCGGUGUCCCGGACCAAGGACGACCUGGACGCGGUCUCCAUCUUCCACAUCGCCACAGGGUACGACAUGAUCCGCUAUUUCACCCGCACUGUGCUGCAGUUCCAGUUCUUCGAGACGCUGUGCAGGGCGGCGAACCACCAGGGGCCGCUCCACACCUGCGACUUCUACGGGUCGAAGGAGGCCGGGGACCUGCUCGCGAGAAUGCUGUCCCUGGGCUCGUCGCAGCCGUGGCAGGACGUGCUGCAGGUGAUGACUGGCGAGAGGAGGAUGACGGCGCGGCCGCUGCUCGACUACUUCCGCCCGCUGAAGGAGUGGCUGGAGGAGGACAACGCCAGGGGCGGCGACGGCGUCGGCUGGGGCGACUCCUGGAAGCAGACGCCAGGUACGUCCCGAGCGCCCCGCGCGGCGACGCCCUUCAGCCUUUGGGCCAUUCCGCUCAUGGCCCUUAUGUGGCGGCCGUAGGCGAGGCGUCCCCGAGCGCCAGGCGGCCCCGGCGUCGAGUGCGCGUGGCAGCUCCCGGCUCUGGCCUGUACUUACGAGACAUCAAUCAGGAAGUGGUUUGGUCUCGGGCUAGGCCCGGAAGCGCUUCUGCACUCAAGUUUUAUAACUUCU
Molecule: messenger RNA, 1664 nt
Organism: Penaeus chinensis
Lineage: Eukaryota; Metazoa; Arthropoda; Malacostraca; Decapoda; Penaeidae
Product: angiotensin-converting enzyme-like
Exons: 14
Coding region: 69-1514 (481 amino acids)
Biological process (GO): proteolysis
Cellular component (GO): plasma membrane
Molecular function (GO): metallopeptidase activity; peptidyl-dipeptidase activity
Source: RefSeq, a predicted model, not a curated record